CACUGUGUGUUUAUAGUGUAAAACUUUUCGGUCUUCUCUCCCAAACCCAAAAACCAGAGCAAAACCAGAAAGAAGGAAAAUAUGCAUUCGUUUGGGUACAGAGCUAAUGCUUUGCUAACCUUUGGACUCACAAUCCUCGCGCUCAUGUGCGCCAUGGCUUCCAUCUCGGACAACCUCAACCAUCCUUCACCCACUGCCCAAGUCCAGGUAUUGAACAUCAAUUGGUUCCAGAAGCAACCCAAUGGGAACGACGAGGCCAGCAUGACUUUGAAUAUAUCAGCAGACUUACAGUCAUUGUUUACAUGGAACACAAAGCAGGUUUUCGUUUUUCUGGCUGCUGAGUAUGAAACCACGAAGAACUCCUGGAAUCAGAUCUCCCUUUGGGAUGGUAUCAUACCUUCCAAGGAACAUGCAAAGUUUUGGAUUCACACUUCAAACAAAUACCGUUUCAUCGAUCAGGGAACCAAUCUCCGAGGUAAAGAAUUCAACUUGACGUUGCACUGGCAUGUCAUGCCCAAGACAGGGAAGAUGUUUGCCAACAAGUUAAUCAUGUCCGGAUACCGCUUACCUGAGGAAUAUAGAUGAUGAUUUGUUGUCUAAACUUGCUGCUGUAACUUUAGCACAUGGACGUGUAUGAUGUCUUAAAUUAGAAAAACUAGAAGAGGGUAAGGAUUGAUUCACAUUUGAGAAAGCAAAAUGAAAGAAAUUUUAUUGGAUUUUUCAAUAGUUAGUUAACGUUAUUGCCAUA
Molecule: messenger RNA, 748 nt
Organism: Ziziphus jujuba (common jujube)
Lineage: Eukaryota; Viridiplantae; Streptophyta; Magnoliopsida; Rosales; Rhamnaceae
Product: signal peptidase complex subunit 3B
Exons: 6
Coding region: 82-585 (167 amino acids)
Biological process (GO): protein targeting to ER
Cellular component (GO): membrane; signal peptidase complex
Source: RefSeq, a predicted model, not a curated record